Populus trichocarpa (black cottonwood) is the source of this 1092-nucleotide messenger RNA. RefSeq names its product ethylene-responsive transcription factor ERF024. Bases 146 to 772 code for a protein of 208 amino acids. The record is from RefSeq and is a predicted model, not a curated record. The transcript has a single exon. Gene Ontology annotation, biological process: regulation of DNA-templated transcription. Gene Ontology annotation, molecular function: DNA binding; DNA-binding transcription factor activity. Lineage: Eukaryota; Viridiplantae; Streptophyta; Magnoliopsida; Malpighiales; Salicaceae.
UCAUCAACAACUGGUUUGCACUUAAAAAUCCAAACUCAAUUAAGAUUCUAUCUGGAAUCGCAUCCUCCAUAAAUGGCUUCUCUCAUGGAACACUUGAAGCCAUCUUUCCGGCGUCAUUCCUUACCUAUUAUCUUAUUGAAAAACCAUGCAAUAUUAUCAACAAAGCAACACCUCAAGUGCUGACAGUAGCAGUAGCAGUGGAAGUAGCAGAACUGCUUCUGCUGCUGCUGCUGCUGCUGGGGCUAUUGCACCUAAAGUUUCAGGCCACCAUCAUGUUUUCCGUGGAGUUCGGCGUAGGAGUAGUGGAAAAUGGGUGUCUGAGAUUAGAGAGCCUAAGAAGCCUAACAGAAUCUGGUUAGGCACAUUUCCUAACCCUGAAAUGGCUGCUGUUGCGUAUGAUGUGGCAGCGCUUGCACUUAAAGGCCAGGAUGCAGAGCUUAAUUUCCCAAACUCAGCUGCUUCUCUGCCUGUUCCUGCUUCCACGUCACCACGUGAUAUUCAGGCGGCCGCAGCUUCUGCGGCUGCUGCUAUAGGUGCUGCAAAGGAUGCUUUAGGGAUUCGAAGUAUGGGGGAUACUAAUCAAAUGGAACAGGAAAUUAGGCCAAUGGUCAAUGAUCAGUUUGUUGACGAGGAUUUGAUGUUUGAUAUGCCUAAUGUUCUUGUGAACAUGGCAGAAGCGAUGCUUCUUAGCCCUCCCCGCUUGGACAUUGCAGGUGAUGAUGCUACAGCCUAUGACAGCACUGGAGACCAGAACCUUUGGAAAUUCCCUUGAAUCCAUGCAUCUUUCUAUAUGAAUAUGAUCAGAAACUAUAUUAACUAAUCUCCAAGAUAAAUAAAAAAUAAAAAAAAGAGAGUAAAAGAUCAUAAUUCAUAGUAUCUCGUGUCCAAUUUCUGAAGCUGAUCGGAUGCAAGGUAUAUGCAUAUGUUAAUUAGCAUGAGUGGCUUGUUUUUUCCAUUAUUAAUUUUUUAUAGGAUUUUCUUAUUCCUAUAUUGAAGUUUUUUUCCUUUUUCCAUGAUCGGCGCCUUGAUGAGUUGAGUUCAUGAACUAUCUUUCAAUCAUAAACUUUGCCAAAUCUUCAUUGUUUUUGUUCA